Molecule: messenger RNA, 885 nt
Organism: Alternaria ethzedia
Lineage: Eukaryota; Fungi; Ascomycota; Dothideomycetes; Pleosporales; Pleosporaceae
Exons: 2
Coding region: 1-885 (294 amino acids)
Source: RefSeq, a predicted model, not a curated record
AUGUCCACCCGCGGGCAGUUCAACACAAAGAACCCGACUAUCAAGCGCAUAUUAAAGGAAGCAUCGGAACUGUCGGUAUCGCCCUCCUCAGACUACCACGCCGAACCUCUAGAAACCAACCUGUUCGAAUGGCAUUUCACAAUCCGCGGCCCGCCCGAGCCAUCACCGUACGCCGGCGGUAUCUACCACGGCCGCAUAGUCCUCCCGUCGACGUAUCCUCUCCGUCCACCAUCUUUCCGCUUCCUCACGCCCACUGGCCGCUUCGAAGUCAACCGCGAGAUCUGUCUAAGCAUAUCGGGUCAUCAUGAAGAAACAUGGCAACCGGCUUGGGGCGUGCGCACAGCCCUCGUUGCGAUAAGGAGCUUUAUGGACACGGAUGCGAAGGGCCAGCUCGGCGGCAUCGAAUGCAGCAGGGAAGCACGCGAGCGCAUGGCCAAGGACAGCGGCGCGUGGAAAUGUGCCGGCUGUGCCAAGAGCAAUGCUGACAUCAUGCAAGAGCGCGAGGAGCUCGUCAAGGAGGUUGAGGAGAAGGAAGGCAAGAGGAAAGAUGACCAAGUCCCCGAAGAGCUGAGACUUGCCUAUCGCGACGAGCUGGGUAAGGAAGGCCAGGACGACAAGCCGGUGGACAAGGGCAAGCAAAGGGCAGUAGAGAGUCCUGCUGAAGUCGCGUCGCCUGUCGCGCCAUCAGUACCUACUGCUACAGUACCAGUCACAACCCAAACGCGACCCACCCCUGCUGUACCUACGGCUAGACCGACAAGGACAAGACCCACACCGCCGCUCCAACAGGUUGCCCAACGUAGUCCGGACCUGGCUUGGAUCGAUACUUGCAUUUACGGAAUAGUGGCCGCGUUAUUGUUCAUGGUGCUCAAGAGGUUCGUGUGA